UCCGUCACCAUCACUGAAACUCAGACUGUAAGCUGUUGCACUAAUCUUCCAUUGCAGUGCUCCUCGGAAGCUCGGGGUUCGUAUUCUUUUCUCACCUCACUAGAUACGCACAAUUCAGAAGCGUAUAGGGAAUUCGCACAAUUCCGAAGCUUACCGGAAUACGGCGAAAUGAUUAUGGUCCGAUUGAAUUUGACGACUACAGAAGAUCCAUCUUCAUUCUGGAAGCUUUGAGUUGGCAAAUUUCGUAGGAAUUUGAAAUCUCUCGAUGAUCCGCGCUCAGAACGGCGAUUCAGUAUGUAACUCAGGUGUUGGUGGGGUUUGCAUGAUGAGUUGCAAAUGGAGAGACGAACAACACCCAUCCUUCAUAAACUUUAUAUCCUGCUUCCUGAGUGCAAAUUCCUUCCGGUUAAACUUUGUGCCAAUUGCACCUGAUUUCAUUUUUAACUGUGGGGGUUUAUCGCUGGCUUUCAUUUUCGUGAUAAAUUAUGACUGCGACAAUCCUGGGCCUAUUUUUAGCAGAGCUGAAAAACUGAAGAGUCAAUUUGCACAUCUCUAUGUGGUGAUUACCCUUCCAACAAAGGAGCAGAAUGAUUCUUUUGUACACUCUUAUUUUAGAUAUGGUAUGGAUAUCGGUAGGCCGACCUUUAUUCCAGCCCUAGAUCUAGAGAUGGGUUUCGAGAAGAUUGUAAGAAUAGCACAUGCUCGUGGAGUGUGCAAGAGGCAGGAUGCCAUAUCCAAAUUGAAAGCGGAGAAGGAGAGGUCGGUCCAAGGGAUGGAUGUGUUUCUCAGAGUGGUCUCCUCUAUCCCCCGUCUUGAAAGCCAUGACGCUAAUGCGCUAAUUCAAACGAUAGGAUCAAUCGAAGCAAUUGCUAAAGCAUCGAAGGAGAACAUUCUUAACAACACCGACGUUUCAUCAGAAAAAGCCGAGAUGAUCUCAAAAUUUUUCAGAGAUUGCAAGGUCUAUCUCAGCCCCAGAAUUAGUUGACCCGACUGUUGCAUUUGGUAAGAUAGAUUUUGCACUUACUUUCCGUAUCAGAAUCUUGUGGCGACCAGAGUUGCACGGGUCGCCAUUUUUUGAUUUUAGACUUUCCGAACUGGAAAAAUCCUAUUUUGAUGUUAAUCAACUCUCCGAUGCAUAUACUUAACAAGUCAGGAAGCCUAUUUCAGAAGCUUUAGGAAGAGUUUAGAGACAAUAACUGAUUUUCUGACAUUAGAUACUAGAAUACACAAUAAGAAAACAUGUAUGCAACUUUAGUGCCUGAAAAGAAAGAGAGAUACACAAGAACAAAAUGCAUCUGUAGUAUGCUCGUUAACGCAAGACCAAAAAAAUUUGUACACAAAUUGCCGAUAUUUAGAGUUUUGAUAUCCGGGUCUAUUGUAAAAACGCUUUUCCCAUCAUCGUUUAGUUGAUCUUUCUGUUUCUA
Molecule: messenger RNA, 1424 nt
Organism: Cynara cardunculus var. scolymus (artichoke)
Lineage: Eukaryota; Viridiplantae; Streptophyta; Magnoliopsida; Asterales; Asteraceae
Product: protein PARTING DANCERS
Exons: 8
Coding region: 266-985 (239 amino acids)
Biological process (GO): resolution of meiotic recombination intermediates
Source: RefSeq, a predicted model, not a curated record